CGUAAUAUAACAUCGUUAUAAUGUUUUAUCGUCCAAUCCAUGUGCGCCUCACGCAGUGCACCCAUUCGUCCCACGGCACAAGCAGUAUCCCCUUUCCAGCAAACCACACAUUCGCCCUCCUUCUCCACUCCCUGCUCCCGCAUCUGCUCCUUCCCCCAUGGCAACCCACGUCGGCCGAGCCCCAACUGCACGGGGGCGGCUGAGCCCCAGCGGCACAUGUGCGGCUGGUCUGCGGCGGCCGAGCCCCAACGGCGCAACGACGGCUGGUCCGGGUCGACCGAGCCCCAACGGCGCGACGGCGGCUGGUCCGGGACGGCCGAGCCCCAACGACGUGGCAAUGGCUGGUCCGGGAGGCAAGGACGCGGGUGUUGGGCGCUGGGUGAGUGGAUAAGUAGGGAUGAGAGGAGAGAGAUGAGGGUUGCAGUGAUUGCAGGGAGAGGAGGAGGAGUGUGGAGGCAGCGGAGGAUUUUUUGGGGGGUGGUCGGUGACCUCCACGCAAACGGAAACAACAACGGCGCUUGAUUUGAUGCGACGCCAUGAAUCGGCCCCCGCUUAUCAAGGAGGUUGCUGGACUGCCUACGUCCGUCCUACAUCGUGCAGUGCCUCCUGCGAGUGCCGCCUCGCACCACCAGCUUCGAGCGUCAUGGAUCAGUCGAGGAUGGAGGGCAGCAAGUGGAGAAACAUGUAGGUUGCACGACAUAGAGGUAGGCUAACUCCUUUUCUCCCCUCUCUCAAUUUCUAAAUUACUAGAUGGAUUCAUAUUGAUCUCAGAUGUUUUAGUGAUUUUAUUCUCUCCUUUCUAUCACAUGAUUCUCUUAUGUCGGUGUGUUUGUAUUCAGAAACAGCGGAACUUUGUAGUAUAUGCAUUGGUUUAUGGUUAAAUAUAAGGGAAAAUGGUUUUGGAUGUAAA
Hordeum vulgare subsp. vulgare (domesticated barley) is the source of this 910-nucleotide messenger RNA. RefSeq lists its product as uncharacterized. Lineage: Eukaryota; Viridiplantae; Streptophyta; Magnoliopsida; Poales; Poaceae. Bases 40 to 522 code for a protein of 160 amino acids. The record is from RefSeq and is a predicted model, not a curated record. The transcript has a single exon.